Dipodomys ordii (Ord's kangaroo rat) is the source of this 981-nucleotide messenger RNA. RefSeq names its product olfactory receptor 10A4. Gene Ontology annotation, cellular component: membrane. The record is from RefSeq and is a predicted model, not a curated record. Gene Ontology annotation, biological process: G protein-coupled receptor signaling pathway. The transcript has a single exon. Lineage: Eukaryota; Metazoa; Chordata; Mammalia; Rodentia; Heteromyidae. The coding region runs from base 18 to 974 and encodes 318 amino acids. Gene Ontology annotation, molecular function: olfactory receptor activity; G protein-coupled receptor activity.
AAACCGCAGGCACAAGAAUGACCUGGGGAAACUGGACAACUGUCAGUGAAUUCAUUCUUGUGAGUUUCUCUACCUUGUCCUCGGAGGUGCAGGCUUUACUAUUUCUCUUGUUUUUGGCUAUUUACAUGAUUACACUAAUGGGCAAUGUCCUCAUCAUACUGGUCACUACUGCUGAUUCUGCCCUGCAAAGUCCCAUGUACUUCUUCCUCAGAAAUCUAUCCUUCCUGGAGAUCGGUUUCAACCUGGUCAUUGUGCCCAAGAUGCUGGGAUCACUGAUCAUCCGACACACAACCAUCUCCUUCCUUGGAUGUGCUAUUCAGAUGUACUUCUUCUUCUUCUUUGGAGCUGCUGAAUGCUGCCUGCUGGCCACCAUGGCCUAUGACCGCUAUGUGGCCAUCUGUGACCCAUUGCGCUACCCAUUAAUCAUGAGCCGCAAGUCCUGUGUCCAGCUGGCUGCUGCUUCUUGGUUCUCGGGGUUCCCAGUAGCCACUGUACAAACCACGUGGAUUUUCAGUUUCCCCUUUUGCGGCCCCAACAGAAUCAAUCACUUUUUCUGUGACAGCCCCCCUGUCAUCGCCCUGGUCUGUGCUGAUACCUCUCUGUUUGAACUGGAGGCUUUGACAGCUACUGUUCUAUUCAUCCUCUUCCCUUUCUUGCUGAUUCUGGGAUCCUAUGUUCGCAUCCUCUCCACCAUCUUCAGGAUGCCCUCAGCUGAGGGGAAGCAAAAGGCCUUCUCCACCUGCUCUUCCCACCUCCUGGUCGUCUCCCUCUUCUACAGCACUGCCAUCCUCACAUACUUCCGGCCCCGUUCUAACAACUCUCCUGAGAGCAAGAAGAUGCUGUCACUGUCCUACACAGUCGUGACUCCUAUGUUGAACCCCAUCAUCUACAGUUUAAGGAAUAAUGAGGUGAAGGCUGCACUGAGGCGGGUCCUACGCAGAAUUCUGGGUUCUCAGAAACUAAGACUGACUUAGUUGGAAA